AUGAAACUUGCCAUGGAUGAGCUCUCCACUUUGAUCCUGCCUUGGCUUCAGGAGCUAGUGGAGGAUUACAGCCGCGGAAGCCGCAGCACCAAGAUCUUCUGCGUGAAGGAUGUGGCUGGCUGUCGGGUCCGUGACGCCUGCAUCCAUCUUUGCCGCAGUGACUGGGACGUGGAAGCCGCUCUCCAGAGUUUCUAUUCGUCGGUGGAGAGCGGCAAAAAAGUGGAGGCAAAGCCCAAAGCGGCAGCCUCGUGGAGCACACGUGGUGCAAAGUUGAAGAAAAACGAAGUGGACUGCCCUAUUUGUGCAGAGACAUACACAGCAGGCAACGCAUCCGUGAUGACUCACUGCUGCUUCCAAGUCUUUUGCGAGCGGUGUCGACAACGAGUCACUGACGAAGCGGGCCGCCUGAACUGCCCAUUCUGUCGCGGGGCUGAUGGUCUGCCGUGCUUAGACCUGGACUCGGAGGAGGAGCGUCCUGCACCCAGCCGUUUGGAACGGCUCCUCCAGGCGCCACAGUGGCUUGCUGCACGCCUUGGCGCUGGCACACGCAGCGCGGAAAGCCCGCGCACACCACGCACACCCACAACCUUGCGCUCCCUCAGCGACGGUCUGCGGCAGCUGGUGCCGGCUUGCAUGCUUUGCGCGGCCGUGGUCAUUUGCAAUGCGUGCGCUUCAACUUGA
Messenger RNA from Symbiodinium pilosum, 681 nucleotides. The record is from the annotation of a GenBank genome assembly. Lineage: Eukaryota; Dinophyceae; Suessiales; Symbiodiniaceae.